Messenger RNA from Cinclus cinclus, 3732 nucleotides. RefSeq names its product adenylate cyclase 8 (gene ADCY8). Gene Ontology annotation, molecular function: adenylate cyclase activity. Gene Ontology annotation, biological process: intracellular signal transduction; adenylate cyclase-activating G protein-coupled receptor signaling pathway; cAMP biosynthetic process. Gene Ontology annotation, cellular component: plasma membrane. The record is from RefSeq and is a predicted model, not a curated record. NCBI's taxonomy places the organism in Eukaryota, Metazoa, Chordata, Aves, Passeriformes, Cinclidae. The transcript is spliced from 18 exons.
AUGGAGCUCUCAGAGGUGCGGUGCCUGAGCGACAGCGAUGAACUUUACACCAUCAACAGGACUCCCCCCGGCAGCGGCAGACCCCAGCGCCUGCUGUGGCAGACGGCUGUGCGCCACAUCACCGAGCAGCGCUUCAUCCAGGAACACAGCAGCAGCAGCGGCGGCAGCAGCAGCGGAGGAGGCAAGGGCUUCAGCUCGGACGAGACCUGCUGCCCCAACCACCAUCCGCACCCUCCGCACCACCACCACCUCCGGCGGCAGUCAGCCGGACGGAGUUUGGGCAGCGAGCGCCACAACAACGGAGGCACCAAAGUCUUCCCGGAGGGCACAAGUAGCAGUGGAGACUUGGGCUUUCUGCCCCUGGACUGUGCCCCCAGCAACUCCGACUUCUUCCUCAACUGGGGCUAUACAUACCGUGGGGUCAUCUUCCCCACUCUCCGCAACUCCUUUAAGUCUCGGGACUUGGAGCGCCUUUACCAGCGCUACUUCUUGGGUCAACGGCGCAAAUCCGAAGUGGUCAUGAACAUCCUGGACGUGCUGACCAAGCUGACUCUACUGUUCCUCCACUUGACCCUGGCCUCUGCUCCCAUGGACCCCAUUAAGGGCAUCCUCCUGGGCUUCUUCACUGGCAUUGAGGUGGUGAUCUGUGCCUUAGUGGUGGUCAGGAAGGACACGACCUCGUACACCUACCUGCAGUACAGCGGUGUUGUCACUUGGGUGGCCAUGGCCACACAAAUUCUGGCGGCAGGACUAGGCUGUGGCCUCCUUGGGGAUGGCAUUGGCUAUGUGCUUUUCACGCUUUUUGCCACCUACAGCAUGCUCCCGCUGCCACUCACCUGGGCCAUCCUGGCUGGACUGGUCACCUCUGUCCUGCAGCUCAUCAUGCAACUGGUUAUCCCCAGGUUUGCCGUGACUUCCCUCAACCAGAUUGCAGCUCAGGCAGUGUUGUUUAUGUGUAUGAACACUGCAGGAAUCUUCAUUAGCUACCUAUCAGACAGAGCACAGCGUCAAGCCUUCCUGGAGACCAGAAGAUGUGUGGAAGCCAGACUGAGACUAGAGACAGAAAACCAGCGACAGGAACGGCUGGUGCUCUCUGUGUUACCACGGUUUGUAGUUCUGGAAAUGAUAAAUGAUAUGACCAAUGUAGAAGAUGAACACUUGCAACACCAGUUCCAUAAGAUCUACAUUCAUCGCUAUGAGAAUGUCAGCAUUCUUUUUGCAGAUGUUAAAGGAUUCACCAACCUUUCCACAACUCUGUCAGCCCAGGAGCUGGUCCGAAUGCUGAAUGAACUCUUUGCCAGAUUUGAUCGACUUGCACAUGAACAUCAUUGUCUCAGAAUAAAGAUCCUGGGGGAUUGUUACUACUGUGUGUCGGGGCUCCCAGAACCUCGUCAGGACCAUGCCCACUGCUGCGUAGAAAUGGGGCUCAGCAUGAUCAAAACUAUCAGAUAUGUCAGAUCAAGAACAAAGCAUGAUAUUGACAUGAGAAUAGGGAUUCAUUCCGGAUCGGUUCUGUGUGGAGUGCUGGGCCUGAGAAAGUGGCAGUUUGAUGUCUGGUCAUGGGACGUGGAUAUUGCAAACAAACUUGAGUCGGGUGGAAUUCCAGGGAGGAUUCACAUCUCCAAAGCCACUCUGGACUGCCUGAAUGGGGAUUAUAAAGUUGAAGAAGGGCAUGGCAAAGAGCGCAAUGAAUUCCUGAGGAAACAUAACAUUGAGACUUAUUUAAUUAAACAACCUGAGGAGAGUCUGUUGACUUUACCUGAAGAUAUUGUGAAAGAGGCUGUCAGCUCCUCUGACAGGAGAAACAGCGGAGCUACGUUUACCGAAGGAUCCUGGAGCCCUGAACUUCCAUUUGAUAACAUAGUGGGAAAACAAAACACUCUGGCUGCCCUAACAAGAAAUUCAAUAAAUCUGCUUCCAAACCAUCUUGCACAAGCUUUGCAUGUCCAGUCUGGGCCUGAGGAAAUUAACAAGAGAAUAGAGCACACCAUCGACUUACGGAGUGGCGAUAAAUUGAGAAGAGAGCAUAUCAAGCCUUUUUCACUGAUGUUUAAAGACUCCAGCCUGGAGCAUAAGUAUUCUCAAAUGCGGGAUGAAGUAUUCAAAUCAAACUUGGUGUGUGCAUUUAUUGUCCUUGUAUUUAUCACCGCUAUCCAAAGCUUGCUCCCUUCUUCCAGAGUGAUACCAAUGGUCAUUCAGUUUUCUAUCCUGAUUAUGCUGCACUCCGCCCUUGUGCUGAUAACUACGGCAGAGGAUUACAAAUGUUUACCCUUAAUGCUCCGGAAAACUUGCUGCUGGAUUAACGAGACCUACUUGGCAAGGAAUGUCAUUAUAUUUGCAUCCAUUCUGAUUAAUUUUCUUGGAGCCAUCAUCAAUAUUCUAUGGUGUGAUUUUGACAAACCAAUAGCCCUGAAGAACCAGACCUUCAAUUCUUCUGCUUCUUUUACGGACAUCUGUUCCUGUCCUGAGUAUUUUGUCUUCACUGGUGUGCUGGCCAUGGUGACUUGUGCAGUUUUUCUUCGUCUCAACUCUGUCCUGAAGCUGGCAGUACUUCUCAUCAUGAUUGCAAUUUACUCUCUGCUGACUGAGACCAUCUAUGCUUCCCUUUUUCUGCAAUAUGACAACUUUAACCACAGUGGAGAGUAAGUCACAGACUUCCUGGGUACAAAGGAGGCAUCUUUACUACUGAUGGCAAUGUUCCUUUUAGCUGUGUUUUAUCAUGGUCAACAGCUUGAAUACACAGCAAGGCUGGAUUUUCUGUGGCGUGUUCAAGCAAAAGAAGAAAUCAAUGAAAUGAAGGAGCUACGGGAGCACAAUGAAAACAUGCUACGGAAUAUUUUACCCAGCCAUGUUGCCCGUCACUUCCUGGAGAAGGAUCGGGAUAAUGAAGAAUUAUACUCUCAGUCCUAUGAUGCUGUUGGUGUGAUGUUUGCUUCUAUUCCUGGAUUUGCUGACUUUUAUUCCCAGACUGAGAUGAAUAACCAAGGAGUAGAAUGUCUGCGCUUAUUGAAUGAAAUCAUUGCAGACUUUGAUGAGUUACUAGGUGAAGAGAGAUUUCAAGAUAUUGAAAAAAUUAAAACAAUUGGCAGCACAUACAUGGCUGUGUCAGGACUAUCACCUGAAAAACAGCAAUGUGAAGACAAAUGGGGACAUUUGUGUGCCCUGGCUGACUUCUCCAUAGCUCUGAAUGAAAGCAUACAGGAGAUCAACAAGCACUCGUUCAACAACUUUGAACUCCGUAUUGGGAUUAGCCAUGGCUCUGUUGUAGCAGGAGUUAUCGGUGCUAAGAAACCCCAAUAUGAUAUCUGGGGCAAAACAGUGAAUUUAGCAAGUCGAAUGGACAGCACAGGUGUUAGUGACAGAAUACAAGUGCCUGAAGAAACGUAUCUGAUCCUGAAGGACCGAGGAUUUGCCUUCGACUACCGGGGAGAAAUUUAUGUCAAAGGUAUCAGUGAACAGGAAGGAAAAAUCAAAACAUAUUUUCUUCUAGGAAGAGUUCAACCAAAUCCUCUAAUCCUACAACCAAGAAAACUGACUGGACAGUAUUCAUUAGCAGCUGUUGUAUUAGGACUUGUACAGUCUCUUAACAGGCAGAAACAGAAACAAAUUCUUAAUGAGAACAAUAACUCUGGAAUCAUAAAAGGACAUUACAACCGGAGGACUUUGCUCACUCCCGGUGGAUCUGAGGCAUCAGCCCAAGCAGAGGCGGCUGACAAAACUGAAUUGCCAUAA